UGAACUUCCCACACCCAUUAGCAUUUGCUUUACAACUUUAUCUGUCAGAAAAAUCUCCCAAUUCCUUCUAUUGCUUUCUCUCUUCUGAUCUUGUUCUUAGUUUGUUUCUUGAAUCUCAUACUAGUAAUCACAAAAUAUUGAUCAUGGGUCUCGUUGAAAGAGUUGUGUUUUUCAUGGUUUUGGCUGCUUUAUGUGUUGCUUCUUCAAUGGCUGAAGUUUACAAGGUUGGUGAUGACAAUGGAUGGACUACUCAAAACAUGCCUGAUUACCAAAAAUGGUCUGCUUCCAAAGCCUUCAAAAUUGGUGAUUCCAUCGUUUUUGAGUACUCGCCAAAGGAUAACAAUGUGAUUCUAGUGAGUUAUGAUGACUACAAGAAAUGCAACGGUUCAUCACCAAUGAAAACCUUCACCUCUGGCAAAGAUACAAUUCCAAUUAUGCGCAAGGAACACCUUUUCUUCAUUUCUGGAUUUCCUGACAGCUGUAUAAAGGGACAGAAGGUUGAUAUUAGAGUUGCUGAUACCUCUGUAGCUCCAACUCCACCUUCAGCACAAGGACCUUCUUCUUCCGCUCCUGCACCUUCACCAUCAGUCAGUGUUCCAGCUCCUUCACCAAACAGUGCUAUGUCUAUUUCCAAGGGUAUUACUGGGAAGUUCGGGUUUGUUAUUCUUGCAGUAGUAGCUGCUGUUGCUUGCUAGGUUGGUUUGCCUUGGAUUGUUUUUCUAUGGAGUUAUUGGUUGGUAUGGAUAUUGUUUUUACGGUUUUACUUUCUACAUUGUUCUUAAUUUAGUUACUAUUGUAAUGGAAUGUUAGCAUAUGCAAGCAAGUGAUGGAUGUUAUUAUGAUCAUUUGAAGAAAUACUAAAUUCCAUAGAUGGAUGUUAUUAUCAAUUUGAUUUUAAUUUAAUUUCGUAAUCA
Molecule: messenger RNA, 914 nt
Organism: Papaver somniferum (opium poppy)
Lineage: Eukaryota; Viridiplantae; Streptophyta; Magnoliopsida; Ranunculales; Papaveraceae
Product: mavicyanin-like
Exons: 2
Coding region: 144-695 (183 amino acids)
Cellular component (GO): plasma membrane
Molecular function (GO): electron transfer activity
Source: RefSeq, a predicted model, not a curated record